AUGGGAAAGUGCGCGGUUACUGAGAUUUGUGAUGUGAAGAAACUAACAUCAACCUUAGUAUACAAGGUGUGUGGAUACCCUAACUCCUUCACGCAGGCUAAAUGCAGCGGACUCGCUCUCGAGGGCAACGACUGGACCUGCGAGUGCUCCCUGGUGUGGCUCGGCCGCUGGCUCCGCCGCUGGCUCCGGGAGACGCUGCAGAUCCACACGGCCAUGCUCAAGGGCGCGCAACAGGUGCACCGCCUGGCGCGCGCCGCCACGUGCCACGAGCCGCGCACGGGCCAGCACGUGCCGCUCCUUGACUUGCACUCCGAGGAUCUAGGCUGCCACGCCUCCGCCCUAAGCGACUCCGGUCAUGCUCCGCCCACAGCAACGCCGACUGCCUUCGUCGUCGCCCUCGUGACUGCCCUCCUCCUCACGCCCACGGUCGCGCUCUUCCUCGGCUCUUGAUGAUAAUGGGCGGUGUGGAGCUUAUCAGCAUAGGAUACUGGUUGUAGGCUUAGACGGGGCAGCGUCCGCGGCUGCCUCGGCCGGGGCGUGGCGCCGCGAGGGCUGGGCGACGGUGCUGGCGGGCGCUCAGGGGCGAGCACGCCGCUGCCCGGGCGGUCAUGUGGCACGGAAACCAUUUCCUAGUUGUUAGUAUGUGUAUAUAUAAGUAUAAGUAUAUGUGUGUGUGUUCAUGUAUGUAUGUAUAUAU
Molecule: messenger RNA, 697 nt
Organism: Penaeus vannamei (Pacific white shrimp)
Lineage: Eukaryota; Metazoa; Arthropoda; Malacostraca; Decapoda; Penaeidae
Source: RefSeq, a predicted model, not a curated record